This is a messenger RNA of Coccinella septempunctata (seven-spotted ladybird), 1294 nucleotides long. Its product is annotated as ninjurin-A-like. Lineage: Eukaryota; Metazoa; Arthropoda; Insecta; Coleoptera; Coccinellidae. The record is from RefSeq and is a predicted model, not a curated record. Gene Ontology annotation, cellular component: membrane. Gene Ontology annotation, biological process: cell adhesion; tissue regeneration. The coding region runs from base 449 to 1264 and encodes 271 amino acids. The transcript has 2 exons.
GAUAAUAAACAUAUGACGUAUGGGCCACGUGACUCAUCAACCAUUCCAUGUGGUCUCGCGAAGCUAAUUAUACAAAAUGGAAAUAGGUAUAGGUACUUUUCAUUUCAGUUAUAGAAUUGUUUCUGUACGGUCAUCCAUGCGUUCACCUUAUAAUUCACGGUAGAUAUUUAUCCUAAAUGAACCAGUGUUAAAAUUGACAAUGCUUUAAGCGCACGUUGUUAAUUGUGAAGAAUAGUUCGAUGCAUCGAAGCAAAAGUCGAGAUUUAUUCGAAUUGAUCUGUGGGACGCAUCUUCGAGAAACUUGUUUCCUCGGUAGUCAACGGACUGGAAGUUCCCAGUAUCCCAAUAGUGUUGUGUCGUCUUUUAUUGACGAAAAACGGUAAAAAUUCGGACUGUGUAUCGAGAGUGCCGCGGUGGAGAUAACCCUAAGUCAAGGUCAGCCUUAAGAAUGUCCGCGACAGUCAGCUACAAGCACAACAAUCCGGAGUUCGAAGUGGAAACAGUAAAUUCUACCACUCCGCUGAUGGGGGACAAGAAGAACCCCAAGCCCACCUUGGCCACGCCGGAAACCGACGAACAAGACGACGACAGGGAAGUGGUCAACGAGCCUUAUCCCGGUGUGGAUGACGGAUUUUUCGAUAACGAGAAACCAACGGAUUCCGAAGUUUUGACCAAGAGAAAUAAUGAUACCAACACUGAACGGAGAGAACAGCCAGAAAUCAACUCGAAAGACGACGAUCAGGGCAAAACGGAGAACCCAGAGGAUGAAAAUGAUGGCACCACCCACCAGAGGCGGCACUCCGGGUCCAUACCCCAUUUUCCUAGAGAAUCGGAUUUCCCCGGACAUCGUCAUCAUGAGGUAGACAUCGGAACGGGGAUUCUUCUCGAAGAUAUACCAGAUCUUAAUGUGUACCAACAUAAGAAAACCCUCGCGCAAGGGAUGAUGGACUUGGCGCUAUUCUCAGCUAACGCAAAUCAACUCAGAUACGUGAUGGACAGUUUUGACAGACACCCUUAUUAUUAUCCCAGUUUAAUAUUCAUUGCCCUCAGCCUUAUAUUGCAGGUUGCUAUAGGGGUGCUCCUAAUUUGGAACGCCACUUACAACGUGAAAGAUGAAAAAGAAGUAUGCAGAGCGAACAAAAUCAACAACUACACCGUCAUUGGAAUUUUUCUAGUCACCGUAGUGAACGUCUUCGUUUCAGCUUUUGGAGUCGCAGAUGCUCCAUCAAGUUUGAAUACUCGAAUAACUGCCAAUUCUACUUGAGAGUGUGUAAAAUGUGAUAAAGGACAAAAC